AGGAGUGCGGGGUGGGGCCGCGCGGGCGCUGAGUCGGCGCAGGGGGAGCGGGCGGCGGGGCCGCGCCGUCCCCUCACAGGGAGGCGGUAGCGCUCGGCCCGGCCCCGGCUACCGGCGGCAGGGCGAAGCGGCUUCGGCUGGUGUCUGAAAGCCCCUGGGGUGAGGUGGUGGUAAGGAAACAGCGGAGCCCCGCCGGGCAUAAGCCCUGCCGGGCUGGGGGGAGAGGCAGUGUGGAGGGCCAGGCUCUGCCUGUCAGCGAGGGGCUGCUGCUCCUCGGUGGUCAGAGAAGGUGUCCCGACUUCAGCGGGUUAGCGACUACUUUGUGCCUUCUGAGGAGACUUGCGUUCCGUAGGGUUGCGUUUGUAGUCUUCUAAAAGUAUGGCUGUGAGGGAGUUAUUCUAAGCAGAAAAAGUGUCCUCACUUCCUUGUUUUGUUAGCCUGAGUAAUAAUCUGCAGCAUGGAGACUGUUCUGCAACUGUAGGCUCGUAAUCUGUGUUAAGAAUAUUGGAAAAAAGUUUCUGUUCAUAUGCCGGAGAAGAUUGAUUUGAAUGAUGUGUCCUGGCUUACAGAUAGAGGCUCCUCGGGCUGUGUUUCCAAGGAAUUGUCCUCCCGUCUGGAUGCGGUGAGCUGCCAGGUGAAUGCCGUAACUAUUGAAUGACCUAACCUUACAGCAGCUGACCACAAAAAUAAUUUUAAAAAAGGUUCGGACAUGCUCUGAGCUGUGUAGCUUUCUACUAAUGUAUCAGUGUGUUACUUACUGUUGUCAUUACUGCACUGCAUUGCAAGUCUGCUGCAUUAUUGAUAGCUGUAGGAAUGGGAACAUCAUUGAGGUGUAAAUUGAAGACUGCAUUCAGUUUAACCUUUGUACCUUACUAUUUGUCAUCUCAUUUAACUAAGUGAAUUACCCUCAUGGCUGCUCCUCAUAAUAUAAUUUAGGAGCAUAUAUUUUAUGGUAUCCUGUUUGCUAGUUCUGAUCUAACUGAGUUCUUUAGUGUUUGUGUACUACAAAGCAAUCUGAUAGCGGCUUGAUGUUGUCCGCCCCACGUCGUCACCCCCUUUCUGUUUUUAUUGAAGUUACUCUUGUGUGUUGUUAUAGAUUGUGGCCCAAUAAUUGACAGGAACCAGUCCAAUUAAUCAAAUUAGUUUAUUAAGCAAGCGGCAGCAAGCAAAACAGCGCUGGGCGGCCGGGGAGUCUUUGCUCCGCCAACGGUGCACACCCACUUCCCGAAAGUAGCUGAUUAUAUACUCUUCUGGUUCCCGUAUAUGUGUCAAUCCUGGUAUAUUCUGUGUCUGAGCGACGUGUUGCUAGGGGGUCGGUCUUGUCCCGCCUCCUGGUGGUCGUGAGGCUGAAGGCUCCUCAUCUUUAUCAGUGUCCUUGGGGAGACUCUUUUCAGCUUAUCGCACAACUUAGCUCUUCCCUUUGAAGUGUUAAAGCACACCAGAGGCCUGUGAUUUAGGCCUUCAGGUGUCAAAGCGCCCCAGACAGCACACCGGAUGCCUGUGAUUUAGGCCUUGAGGUGUCAAAGUGCACCAGAUAGCACACUGGAUGCCUGCGAUUUAAGUAUGUGAAGAGUCGAAACAGUGUAAGUUUUCACCAGCCUUUAAGAAAGCCUGAUUUGAUUAACAAACAUGAUUCUCUUUAUUACAGUGUCAACCUUUGAAACUGCCUUCCCAGGUUAUUGUAAGUUUUCUUCCUUGUCACUCUGCCCAGCUGUAAUGGAUAUUGCAUUAAUUUUUUCUGAGCAGUAAGUUCAAUUCAGAUAGUUCGGGUAAGAGGACGUUUAAGAGCCAUAUUAAUGAAAUAUGAAUUUGGGUAUAUUAUUUAAAAGACAGAGUAGAGAAAAAAGCCCCAAAAAUGCUUUUCACUGACUUUUCCAUACCUCUUGUGUGUAUGCUACUUGGAACACAGUUGCGGACAAAACUGUGGUUUUGGUGCAUUUCUCAAUGUUUGGGGGUUUGUUUAUUUAUAUAAUUGAAAUGUUAAUACCAAGUGGAGACUUUUGCAUUUGUCCAACACAUGAUAUCACCAUGACACUGAGCGGAUCCAAAUGAGAUAAUGAACUUCCUGGGUCUUUUCCUUCUGGCAGGUGACCACCACCUCUUCUUACUCUUUGGGGGGCCUCCUGAAGCUCUGUUCACCAGCUGCUAAGCUUCUAAAAGGAUGAGGGAAGGAUCUAAAUGCCCUGUGUGGCUGCCGCCUGUUGCCAUCUGGAGGUGUGCAAGUGUGCGUGAGCAGCGUGUGCCCCUCCUUGUGGGUGCAGUAACGCUGUGUCCUGUAGCUGAGCAGGGGAUGCUGUGGAGGUGGCUGUGGUAGAGGUUGUUCCAGGAUCAGUCAGGGAACCACACUGUACCGGGAAGGGCAGGAAUUGGUGGGGUAAGGAGCCAUGCCUGUGUAAACACAUGUAUACACAGGGCUGUCUGAAUAGUUGUAGGUGCGUGGGUGUACCUGUGUGUAACUGUAUGUGUACACACACAGAGACGCGGUCAGAUCAGUGGAGUGCCCUGCGCGCAUAAAGUAAAACCAUUCAAGGAACGGUGAAGAAUAGGACUUGGUGCUGUGUCUCCUUGCCCGGCACCUGGGUUGGGCCGUCGUGGCCUUGGGUGCAGGAAGGUAGUCCAUGCGUAGACUGAAAUGUGUGGCACGGUGUCUGAAAUGUGCUGAGGUUUAGGAUUUCUCUUCCUUUUGGUGUGUUGCCCAGGGUGAUUUCCCCUAAUAAAGGGAAAUGGUGAGGGGAGAGGGGCUGCUUCUGCCGAGAGCAGCACAGACGACCUUCCCAUGGCGUCUCGCACAGCGUUACUGCGGCUGCAGCUGCCUGGUGCUGCUGCCGUUUGGAGCGAGCACCACGCAGGUAUGCAAGCGGCAAUUGGUCGCUUUCGUGUGCCUGGAGGUGAGGGAGUCUCCUCUUGUGUCUUGAGCUCGAGGGGCUUGAGGAGCAUGAGGUGGCCUUCUCCGGAACCAGUGACUCUGCUCACGUUGGGCAUUAGUUGCUGGGGGGUGAAGCUGGGGUGUUUGAAGCACAAGGGCAGCUCAGCGCUAGGACUCGACCCUGCAUGCAGCCCACAUUUUGAGAGCAGGGUAGUUCCAGGGCUGUGGGAGAGCUCCGUCCGUCUUCAGUCCACGAUGUUGGUGGGGAGGUUUCUCUGUUGAGAGUGUCCCUUUGGGGAGUGAGGGUCUGCGAGAAGACGACCUACCCCGGAGGACAGCGCCUGCCCGGCAGCACUUGUGCCUGGGUCUCCCCGGUGUUUUGUGAAUGUGGCUGGAUGGCCCUGGAGAAGCCCUGAGUGUGCGCCCGCCUGUGAGCUGAGGGGGUGGGAGGGCUCUAGGCAGCUCUGGCACCCACUUUGAAACCACAUCCUUUGUUGACCAGCCUCCUGAAGUGUCCCACCGGCACUCCAGCAGCCUGUGGCACCUGGGAAGUUGCUGUUGGAGAUGAGGCAGCAGCCUGCUCACACCUUUACCGGUGCCGCAGUGGUGGGCGCAUGUUUCUCCGGACAGGGCAGUUGCCUCUUGAUGAGAAGGGGCAGUGUUGGCACUGGCUCUGUGGUGCUCCUCCUGUGGGCAGCCCCUGGCUUGCAGGGAGCAGGUUUUGCUUCUGUGGGGUUUUCUCUCUGAAGAGACACCUGUGGAUUUGAGGAAUCGUGCGCCUGUGGGGGCUACAGGUGAAGAUGCAGGACCCUGAACUUAUUGCAAAAACAGUGCGAGCUGUUCUUCAUCCCUUUAAAAAUGGAGUACCUUUGUCAGAACUUCAGGGUGAAUACAAAUCCCUGACCGGCGACUGGAUUCCCUUCAGGCACCUAGGACAUGGCACACUGCAAGGCUACUUGGAGAGCAUCCCAGGAGUGGUCAGAAUGGAAAAGAACAAAAUGGGAGAGGUCACUUGCCAUGCUGUUGCUUGCAGCGAGACAGUGCCAAUUGCUCAACUGGUGGCCCGGCAGAGGAGUUCCAAGAGGAAAAUGGGACGGCAAGUGAACUGCCAGAUGAGGCUGAAGAACACGUCUCCAGUCACAUUAGCAGGAAAGCCCAAAGGAACUUUGCGACAGCCCAGGUCUUUGAGCGUGCCAGAAGAAGGCAGCAAGAGGCCUGUUCCUCGCCCACCACGAGGCAGAGGAGUGGCGUGUGGAGUGGUGAAACCCACUGUGGAGAGUGCACGGUCUGCCUUGCCUCCAGCCACUGGGAGUGGACCAUCUAAAGAAAUUCCCAUGCAGAGGCACGUCACUGUGGUAAACAGGUCUGAGAAGAGACUAACUGUCCCACCACGGUUUCAAAAGGAGUUGCAAGUUCACCUGUCCAGGAGUUCUUCCGUAGAUUCAAAUGAUAACUUGAAAACUUCCAUUGCGGAGACACAUACUGUUGCCUCUGCCCCUUCUGCUGCUAAUGUCAAUGAAGUUCAAAGUCGCAUUAUAGAGAUUCUGAGCAAGUGCAGCAGUGGUGUCUGGGUGUCAAAGAUGCCACAGAUCUACCGGGAAAUGUACUGGGAGGAGCUUAGCACAGCAGUGCUCCGUCAGCUUGAGAAUUGGCCUCAUGUGUGCACAGUGGAGAAAGUACACAGGGGUGAUCAGGUGGAUGGGCUUCUUUAUCCUGCUAAGAAAAUACCACCGGUAGUAAAAGGUGAUACAGAGCAAGAAAAGGCAUCUCAGAAUGUCACUUCUUCAAAAGUAGACCCUUUGUUAAAACCAAAUGCGGAGACCACGCCUGCAUCACUUAGUAGUGACGUCAAACAGAAAGUUGUUAACAUAUUGCUGAAGUAUUCCAGUGGUCUUUGGGCUAAUGCGCUUCCCAAAUUGUACCAAGACACCUACCAAGUAAAAUUUCCAGAAGACAUUCUAAAUAAUCUAGAGUUGCUCUCAGAUGUAUGUAUAGUGGACUAUGUAUCUGAAGUCCCCAGAAAGGCCAUCCUCUAUGCUAAACCCCAAAGAUGCAUUGAUGAAAAUCUGAAUGUCACUGAGAAAGUCCAGAGGCACGACGGUGUGAAGGCCACAGCUGAACAACGGUAUGAAGAAUCCAAGGACCAGUAUCCAGAGAACAUAACUGUUCCUCCUCUAAUCAUUCCAUCGGAAGGAUCUGUGUCCGUCAUGGUGUUGGAACUGAAAAACACUAAUGAGGUCCUAAUUAGAUAUGUGGGCAAAGAUUAUUCUUCUGCCCAAGAACAAAUGGAAGAUGACAUGAAAGCAUACUACAGUCAGAACAGUACAGUGUCACUAGCUCAAUCUCUAAGCGUUGGGCAACUUGUUGCAGUACACGCUGAAGAAGACGCCUGGUUGCGUGCUCGGAUAAUUUCUCUAGAAGACAACAGAAUAAAGGUAUGCUAUGUUGAUCAUGGCUUCAGUGAGUUUGUUGAAAAUAACAGUGUGUACAAACUACAGAAACAGUUCCAUUCACUUCCAUUUCAAGCUGCAAAAUGUAAACUGGCAGGACUGGAAGCCUUCUGUGAUGAUCCUGUCCUAGUAAAGACUGUGGAAUUGCAGACGUGCUUUAAGAUAUUUGCUGUGGAAAUACUGGAAAAGAGUGAUAUUCCUCUUCUUGUUCUCUAUGACACUUCCGGAGAAGACGAUAUCAACAUCAAUGCUACUUGUCUGAAGGCAUUGUAUGACAAGUCCCUUGAACUGCACCUACAGGUAGAUGCACUCUAUACAAAUGUCAGAGUAACCAGUGUUUUCUCUGAUGGAAGCCUGUAUUGCCAAGUGCCAUCUAAAGGCUUGUCUAGACUUUCUGAAAUCUUGCAGAAAUUAGAAGACUACUUCCAUUACAAGCAGACACCUGAGUUUAGUGUAUCACUACCUUUCUGUGGCAAAAUCUGCUUGUUUCCUUCCAAAGGAAAAUGGGCACGUGUAGAGAUAAGACUUAUUCACUCUAGGCGGGCGCUUGAUGUGCAGUUCAUGGAUACUGGAACAGCUGCAACUGUAAAAAUAUCAGAGCUUAGAGAAAUCCCACCACAAUUCCUGAGAGAAGUAAUUGCAAUACCUCCUCAGGCUAUAAAAUGCUGCCUAGCAGACCUGCCUCCUAACACUGGCAUGUGGACUCCAGAUGCUGUACUGUGGCUGAGAGACACUGUAACGAAUUGUCCUGAAUUUAGCAUGAAGGUGGUUAAGCAGGAUGGUUCAAAGGGAAUUACACACAUUUACUUGUUUGCUCCAGAGAAUUUCCCGGACACGGAUCGUAGCGUCAAUCGACAGAUCAAAAAUGCAGACUUGUGGAAGCAUCAGAAAGAUGUUUUCUUGAGUGUCACACCCAGUGGGACUAGCUCCACAAAAGUGACAAGUGAUGCUGUUUCAGCUCUACAGUUAACUAGUGGAAGGGUAGAGAAGAGUUUGUCUGAUUCAGCCAGAGAACCCAGCAGUGCAGCGUCUACCGUUGAUAUGCCCCCACCUCUACCCUUGUCAAAGACUGGUGAGCUCAUGGAUGUCUAUGUCUCAGUUGCCUGCCAUCCAGGUCACUUUAUUGUCCAGCCUUGGAAAGAGCUACAUAAUCUGGAAGCCCUAAUGGAAGAAAUGAUCUUGUACUAUAGCAGGGCAGAAGACAAACCUGUGAAUGUUGAAAAAAACAAGCUGUAUGCAGCUAAAAUUGAAAAUCAGUGGUACAGGGUCAUAAUAAAAGGAAUUCUUAGAAAUGGGUUUUUGUCGGUAUAUGAGCUGGACUACGGUAAGCAUGAGUUUGUCAGCAUAGAGAAAGUACGGCCACUCAUGGAUACAUUUAGAAAACUACCUUUCCAAGCUAUAACAGCUCAGCUUGCAGGAGUGAAAAGCCAGCAGUGGUCAGAAGAGGCAUCAAUAGUGUUUCGGAAUCUUGUAGAGAAGAAACCCUUGGUGGCACAGAUAGAGGCAGUUAAUGAAAGCACUAACUCUUGGGAUCGAAAAAUAGUGACUUUCCUCGUGGACACAUCUCAUCCAGAUACUGAUAUAUGGAUUCAUGAUUUUGUGUCUCAGAGUCUUGUGGAAUUUUCAAAGGAUGAUUAAUCACCACUUCUGAAAUGUAGCAGCUCAGAUUCCUUAGCAAUAAAAUAAGUAACAGGCUUUGAAGAGAAAUAUUACUACUACAUGGCCUUGAAGACAUAAAGGGGAUAAAAUUUAAAAACCUGUGUUAUGUGAAAAGGUUUUGUUUAACAAGUUUGGGUUCUGUUGACUUCAGUUGACUUCCUGAAAUUUGCACUUUGUUUACCAUUGUAAUGCUAGAAUGUUUGGGUGAAAAUAUU
Chroicocephalus ridibundus (black-headed gull) is the source of this 7190-nucleotide messenger RNA. It is a transcript of the gene TDRD7, whose product is annotated as tudor domain containing 7. The transcript is spliced from 17 exons. The record is from RefSeq and is a predicted model, not a curated record. The coding region runs from base 3667 to 6954 and encodes 1095 amino acids. NCBI's taxonomy places the organism in Eukaryota, Metazoa, Chordata, Aves, Charadriiformes, Laridae.